CAUCCUAAUAUUGAAAAUAAUAAUACUAUUAGCUUACAAGUGUGUCGAGUUUUAAUUUAGAAAUUAAAAAGUAUUAAUUUUGUAUAAAACAAAUUUUAAAAAAUGUGAUUAAUUUUGUUCGCGCCGUUGUUUAAAUGCGAAUUUAAACGGACUACCUAAGCAAACUGAAAUAUACCAUUUGUAUUAUGAUUUGAACGAUUAAAGUUGCAUCUCAAACACUAUGAUGUUGUCGUCAAUCGGAAACCAGUCUUCGAAUCAAACGUUAAGGCUAGUCGAUAGGAACCGACUUGUCGCUCAACGGCUGCGGGUGAUACCGAACGAAAAACUAAUAUCCAACCCGGUGGAAACGACAAAUUUCCAACACAACCUAUUGGAAAACUUGUGGGACUUGCAAUCCGAAUUCGACAUCAACACCCCAAACACUAACGGCAAUGAACUAUUGGAAAUCAGCAACAGUCAAAUGUCGGAUAUUUUCCGCGACUUUUCCGACAAUCAAAAUACGAUAUGUAAAGAGGAAACGAGAAAACCUGCUAUCAAUUAUAAAAUAAUCAAAGGGUCGGGGUUUUACUCUUGCGAGUCGUGCCCGUUUCUGUGUUUAAACGUCAAACUGUUUUUGGAACAUAACGAAAAAGACCAUAAUUUUCAUCAUUUACCUCUCAAGUCUUUGCUGAAAACUAAGUGCAUUGGAUGUGAUAACGUGUUCUAUUCGGUUAACGUGCUCAGGUGUCAUUUAAUCGAAGACCACGACGUGUUGCCCGGCGAGAUCGAAGAAAUGGUACAGUUAGUUAUCGAAGCCAACAAGGAAGAAACGUUAGUUUUAGAAAACGGUGACAUGCCUCGAAUAGAUAACAACUUGGACGAUAUAAACGAUACAAUAUUAGACGAUCAUCAAUUUGACCUACAGUCGCAGUUCGAAGAACCACAAAAACAAACUACAGAAGAUAACAAUUUCAAAGACAAUAAUUGCCAUCAAAAUGAAACUUUGGUUACUUUUUGGGAUUCUCAGCAAGUAGUAUUUAGCGAAUACCAAGAUACAAGUAAUAUAAUAAACGAUUCAAAUUCUGUGGAUAAGCCUUUCAGGUGUACUUUUGGCAACUGCAAAUUGAGGUUUAGAUCCGAAGAGAACUUAAAAUAUCAUAAACAUUGUCAUUCCGAUGAUGGAUUUCGAUGCAACGAAUUCGAAUGCCAGUUCACAGACAGAAAAUGGACUACAAUGAUGUCGCACUUGUGGAAAACACAUAAUAUCGACAUAGAAAUGUUUAGUUGCGACAAAUGUAAUUUUAAAACAAAUAGUCUGUACAAACUGAAUAGUUUUCAUAAGAAUAUUCAUCAAGAAGAAAGGCCAUUUUUGUGUACAGAAUGCGGCAAGGGCUUUAAAUCGGUCAAACAAUUGAGAAACCACAAAAUAAUACAUACUAAAAGCGACAAACCGUUGAGGACAGAUUUGACGUGUUUACAUUGUUCUCAAACGUUCUCGUCCAAAAGCCUGCUACACCAGCACAUAAGUAGUAUACACAACAAAGCUCGACCGUUUUCCUGUGACGUCUGCGGUUAUAAAACGGCCGUUGCCAGUUCGCUGAGGUUACACAUGCGAUCGCACACCGGCGAGAAGCCGUUCAAAUGCGACGAAUGUGGAUUUUGUACGGCGGAUCAUAACACCUUGAGGAAACACAAAAUGAGACACACGGGCCAGAAGAACUACACGUGUCCACACUGUAGUUACUCUUGUAUUCAAGCCACCUCGUACAAGAAACAUUUGAACACCAAACAUCCAGGACUAGACGACGGUUUCAUGUACAGCUGCGAUAUGUGCAAAUUUAAAACGAUACGAAAAGACAUAUAUAUGCUUCAUAUAGUCAGACAUAAAGAGGAAAUAUUACAAAAAAAUGGAGUGUGCGAACCUUUAGUUAGUUUACAAGAAGUUGUAAACAGUAAAGAAGAAAUUCAAGUGGACAAUACCGAACAGUCGUAUCUAUUUAAUAUGAUACGCGUAAAGCCUUUGGAUACGUUGAAACCUAAUGAAGUAUUAUACUAACCUUUGGACUUUUUUGUUUAUAACUUGUUCAGGCGCUAGUGAAAUCAGAUAUCGUACGGUCCAGGUCGGUUCGGCGCUGUAAAUUAUAAUUUAUUUUGUGUUCAGUGUACAAUUUUAGUCAAUUAGCAAAUUAUUUUACGGUGUACAUAAAAUAUUUUAUACUUUUGUUUUUGUUAUUCCAAGUUAUUAUGUGAUCGCUCAAUUUAACUCGUUAAUAUAAAAAUAUUUCAUGCGUUAA
Adelges cooleyi (spruce gall adelgid) is the source of this 2273-nucleotide messenger RNA. Its product is annotated as zinc finger protein 595-like. The transcript has 9 exons. The record is from RefSeq and is a predicted model, not a curated record. Gene Ontology annotation, cellular component: nucleus. Gene Ontology annotation, biological process: regulation of transcription by RNA polymerase II. NCBI's taxonomy places the organism in Eukaryota, Metazoa, Arthropoda, Insecta, Hemiptera, Adelgidae. Gene Ontology annotation, molecular function: sequence-specific DNA binding; DNA-binding transcription factor activity, RNA polymerase II-specific. Bases 221 to 2035 code for a protein of 604 amino acids.